Lachancea nothofagi CBS 11611 is the source of this 261-nucleotide messenger RNA. NCBI's taxonomy places the organism in Eukaryota, Fungi, Ascomycota, Saccharomycetes, Saccharomycetales, Saccharomycetaceae. The record is from the annotation of a GenBank genome assembly.
AUGACCAGAACCAACAAGUGGACAAUUCACGAAGACAGAGCCGAAUCGCACUACUUCACACACAACGGCUACUACGGCGCAGCUCCUAACGGCGUCAAGAAACAUGGAUCUGGCAAGGGCAACUGGGGUAAACCGGGUGACGAAAUCCAGGAUCUGAUCGAGUCCGGGGAAGUCCCCCCAGUGUUCCACAAGGAGAGACGCGGGUCGAACUCUCAAGUGCACGAAAGCAAGCUUGGCCAGGUUCAGCAGAACCACGAAUGA